Messenger RNA from Suillus clintonianus, 1177 nucleotides. RefSeq lists its product as uncharacterized. NCBI's taxonomy places the organism in Eukaryota, Fungi, Basidiomycota, Agaricomycetes, Boletales, Suillaceae. The record is from RefSeq and is a predicted model, not a curated record. The transcript is spliced from 7 exons. Bases 1 to 996 code for a protein of 331 amino acids.
AUGGCUUCAAGAGGCAUCCCGUUGGAUGCUGGUGCGUUAAUGUCAACAGUGCUAGAAGGCAUUUUAUACGGCUUUUCACUCCUCAUGUUUAUUGGUACCAUCUGGGCUCUGACUUACAAACGUCGCAUACGGGACGUCAAUCGCCCAAUCGCUGUGGUGGCCAUCCUGCUGUUAAUACUGAGUACCGCGCACAUGGUCGUGAAUACUAUUCGUACCGAAGAUGGACUGGUGAAAUAUCGCGACACCUUCCAAGGCGGGCCAAUGGCGUUCUUCGGAGACCUUACCCAACAAACGUUUGUGAUCAAGCAUGCGUUAUAUCUCUUGCAAACGCUUCUUGCUGAUGGGGUAGUGAUCUACCGCUGUUAUGUUGUUUGGAGAUCCCUUUGGAUGAUCAUCCUACCAAGCAUAAUGUGGUGCACCGUCGCAGUGACUGGUGUUUUUGCAACCUACAAUGUCUCACAGGACAGAAGUAACUCCGGAAACAUCUUCGCCAAAGUGCUUGCACAGUGGAUCACGGCAUUCUUUGCCUCGACUAUCGCAACCAAUCUGUUGAGUUCAGGAUUACUGGCAUAUCGUGUCUGGAUGAUCGAACGCAAUGUCUCUACAAUUCGCACUACGAAGGGCACAAUGAUGCCAAUGGUGCGCGUGCUUGUGGAUUCCGCUGGUUUAUAUUCUGUGGUGCUCUCCAUCAUACUAAUAUGUUUCGUCUGCUCGAACAACGGAGAGUCUGUUGUUGUGGACAUGGCCAUGCCGAUCAUGUCAAUCGCCUUCUACAUGGUGCUUAUUCGCCUCGCAAUCAACAGAAACACUCGCAGUUACCACUCGACUUCCCCUAGAGCCACAACCGAUGCCAUGGAACAGGAACGCAGGCGACAGAUUUGUAUGGCGCCCUUGCAGGUCCACAUAUCCCAAUGUACGCAGGAUGAUAGUACGUUGGCGUACAAAGUGGGGAAUGAAGACCAACAACCAUCGAUAUACAAGACAGAGUCUGUGUAAAGGGCGCCUACAUGUAGUCAACUUGAAUGCCAUAUAUCUGUUUCCUAGAGAUUGUGUUUACCCUUCUUCCAACUUACAUAACCGCACACUUGCACUUAUUUCUCGUUGUACCAUCUUACCGCUUUCGCUUUCACUGUAGUUCUAUUCCCCUGUAGCCACGAACUGACUGAAGUCUCUGAAC